Molecule: messenger RNA, 3052 nt
Organism: Cryptomeria japonica (Japanese cedar)
Lineage: Eukaryota; Viridiplantae; Streptophyta; Pinopsida; Cupressales; Cupressaceae
Exons: 3
Coding region: 296-2857 (853 amino acids)
Biological process (GO): regulatory ncRNA-mediated gene silencing
Source: RefSeq, a predicted model, not a curated record
GAGGUUAAAUACGAAAACCAUCUGUCGAUUAAUGCAGCCAUGCACGCAGGUGAUAAUCAUCAUUUGGUGAAGAUCUAUCUAUAUUUGAUGGCAUCGAUUUCUAGAUCUCGUGCGAAACAAAAAGCUUUUGGGAUUUAACCAGUUAACCUUUUCCUACACAUUGGUGCUAAAUUCAUUUCACAUGUUUUUCUAGACUUUUAUACCAGGUGAGUACAUUAGUUCCUUAUUCAUAUGAACUGUGUGUGCUAAAUGGAAGAGAAUACGAUAACCACUAGAUUGUUGGAGUAGUUCAAGGAUGAAGAUGACUUAUGAAAAGGUAGAUGCAGAGUGUGAAGACGGGCCAAUGUCUGGUGGGAAUCUGAAUUCCCUUUGGUACGGACAUAGGUGGGCAGAAGGCCCCUGUGGUUUGGGUUUGCAGGUCUCUCAAUGUAGAGAUAACUUUACAUCUAGCUCUGCUUUCCGUACUGAUCUUGAUUACAGGUCUCUAGAGAACCCAAUUCAUAGUUUUGUAAGUACAAACCCAGUUGAUUUCCAAGGAAAAUGUAGAUUUAAACUGGCGAGUCAGUUUAGGGAAGGCGUAAAUAUGGGCGAUCAUAUGCCGCCAUUUCGUGCAGACCAAUGUGAGAUUUUGCAUUGUUCACAGAUUCCCUUGACUGAUAGAGGAGAGGAGCAUUUCAAUUAUACAUUAAACUCACCUGGAAUACCAUUUCCUUCUACUAAGUGUGUGUUGAAGGAUAAAGGAAGAGCUAAUAUGCUUACUUCCAGGAUGAAGGAACCACUAACGAGUCCACAGUCAAGAACAAACCUAUCCAUGCAUGAAUUCAGGUUCCAAACUAUUAUGGAUGAGCCGCGGAAAAGGAAAUAUACGGACAGCAGCAGUCUUUUGGUUGAUAAGUGCACGAUGACAUUGAAUGGUUUUUGCAGUGAUUAUGAUGGUCGAUGUAGAGAAACAAGAAGAGCACGAGAGGUUGAUUAUGAAAAUGCGAACUUGGAAUCUACAAUCCAUUACCAGGGGAGCCCCUCUGAGGGGACGAGUGUACAGUUAUGUUCUGGGUUUGAUGAUCGGUAUGAUAACAUGCAUCGCCAGUUGUCUGAACCAUGGGUGUCUGCAAGAUGUACGGGAAUAAUGAAUGGCACUUUGUCUGAUCGCAUGACUGAUAAUGGAUGGAGAGACCGACGAAUAGCUGAUAAAUUUGAGAGUAAAUAUUUAGAUCCAGAAUUUCCAGGAUACUCAAAUACCAGGCGGUUCUAUGGUGAUAAUUCACAAGAAGUUUUUGCCUCAAGGCUACUAACACGUGGUGAGUCUGAGCUCUUGGACAUUAGAGAUGCAGAAACAUGCAGGUCCUUGUUUAGGAAUGAUAGGGCUGAUGGAUGUGGGGACCCAUUAGGUCGCACUGUUAAUAGCUGUUUCACCAGGUUUCAUGAAAAGGAGAUGGAUGAUAAUCAAUGGAGAAUUGAUAGAAAGUACAAUAACUUCUCCAGUGUAGAAGAAUUUUGCAAAAAAAGAACUUUCACCAAUGAUAGCUUGCACAAAGUCACUGAUGAGAAUUCUGAGUAUAUACAUGAACACCCAUCUGAAACAUGGGUGGCUAGGACCAGUGCUGGCCUAAGCAAAAGACCGGGCACCGGCAGUGACUAUACUUCAAGCAUCUGGGGAAAAGAGAUGAAGGCUAAUAGCUGUAGAGAGAAAAGAAGAUUCAGUUCUACUUAUGAAACAUAUCCAGAUGCAGAAUCUUCAAGAACUCUGCAGAUAAAACAUAGAGAUGAUUUUAGUUUGCACAGAGUUGCCACCGCGGGUCCACCAGCUGAUCAUCUAACUGACUGUAUGCCUGGACAUCAGUCUGAAAGAUCCGUAUUUUCUAACAGAGUGCACAGUCCAAGUAGGCACAAUGUGCACUAUGACAGAGAUUCUGUGGAGAAAUUUGAGAAAGAAAAAGAUUGCCAGGAUGAUAAUGGAUGGAGCAGUAUUCAAAAGCCAUGCAAUGGACAAUUAAAAAACCAUAGUGUUCUGCUUAGUCAUAAUGAGUCUAAUCAGCAGUCUGAAUUGAAUGAGAAUUCAGAGGAAUUCAAGCAACGUGUUCAUAUUGCACAUCUUCGAUUUUCAAAAAUGCUUAGUGAGAAUUCAAAUCAGAAGAAACAGUUACAGGGGCAGAGUGAAUCUGGUUCUUUAGUUUGUAUUGUGUGUGGCAGGAACUCUAAAAAGUUUGUAGAUGCUCACAACCUUGCCUUGCAUGCCUAUGAUUCUCAAAAGACUAACCUGCUGGCAGAACACAGGGGACUGUAUAAAGCUUUGUGUGUUUUUCUGGGAUGGAAUCAAAAUAUGCCACCUGACAAUUCAAGGUCCUAUCAGUCAUUGAGUUUGGCUGAAGCAAGAGCGAAUAAGGAGAACCUUAUCUUAUGGCCUCCAUUGGUUAUAGUUCAAAAUGCACGUGUGGGACUGGAUAAAGAUGGACAGUGGGAGGGAAUUGGAAAUCCAGAAAUGGAUGAACUUCUUAAAGAACUUGGAUUUGGCAGUGGGAAGUCAAAAGCACUGUAUGGGAAAGAAGGUCACAAAGGGGUAGUACUUGUUAAAUUUUCAUCCUCUUUUAUAGGCUUACAAGAGGCUGAACGGUUGCACAAAUAUUUUCAAGGCUAUUGUCGUGGGCGGAAAGAUUGGUUACGUUUGCAGUCCUCCUGUACGGGAAAAUCAGAUGAUGAUGAGGAUCCAGAUCUUGUACGGGCUGAUAAAGAAACAAAUAGAAAAAGGAGAGUUUUAUAUGGCUACAUAGGAAUUGCAGAGGACCUGGAGAUACUAGACAUUGACACUAGAAGAAAGGUCUCAGUUAAAAGCAGAGAGGAUAUGGGAAAAUAUAUGUAGGCCGAUAGAACUCUUAUAAGUUCAUCUGCUUGUUUUUAAAUGUAAAUAUAAUGUAUCCAAAUGGAAUGUUCAUCUGUAUGUUUCUGAACAGUGAAUAAUCAAACAUGAUCUUGUUGUUUAUAGAUGGAACACGGUUAAGUUGUCUAACUAUGAGCUUGCUUUCUAACCAGCUUGUUCAGUUAUGAUUCUCUUUCA